GUAUUCAGGUUGUCAAAACAAAAUGGUUCAAAAUCCUAACGUUAGUUAUUUUUCUCUUCCGAAGGAUCCAACUAACCGUGCAAAGUGGAUUGUAAACUGUGGUAUCACAAUUCCUGAUGCUUACAUACAAAAAGUCCUUAAAGAUGAUACACCGUCUUCUUCCAGCAGCAUUUCACGUCAACUUGAUUUUUGUUCUACUGUUGACAAUAAUCCAUCUAAUGCUCCAACAGAAUGUGAAACCACAAUUCUCUCUUCGCCAAAUGUAUUAGCUCUACCAUUGGAUUCUAGUACACCAAGUAACUUGCUUCCAAUGACUAUGAAUAUGAUUUCACACAACACGAUAAACAGUCCAUGUACUGAUCAUUCAUAUGUUUCACUUGAAUUGGAGUUAAAUUAUUCAUUUGAAACAAAUGAGUCUGGGAAAAAUUCAUCGYCAGUAGUUGUUCAAACCUUGAARUCGUGGUCUGAUGACACACCUAGAAAAAAAUCAUUGAAAUCAAAGUACAGACUUGAAAAGAAGGCAAGGAUUGAAGCACAAAAAACUAUUACCACUUUGGGUCAAAAGUUGGCUGACAUAAACAACGAGGAAAACUUCAUGCAGCAAUGA
Messenger RNA from Diuraphis noxia (Russian wheat aphid), 607 nucleotides. RefSeq lists its product as uncharacterized. The record is from RefSeq and is a predicted model, not a curated record. NCBI's taxonomy places the organism in Eukaryota, Metazoa, Arthropoda, Insecta, Hemiptera, Aphididae.